Molecule: messenger RNA, 2601 nt
Organism: Lathyrus oleraceus (garden pea)
Lineage: Eukaryota; Viridiplantae; Streptophyta; Magnoliopsida; Fabales; Fabaceae
Exons: 4
Coding region: 1-2601 (866 amino acids)
Biological process (GO): DNA integration
Molecular function (GO): nucleic acid binding
Source: RefSeq, a predicted model, not a curated record
AUGAAGCGUCUUGGCCUGCAAGAAAUUCCCUUGUCUCUUCCUAUGAUGGUUACUACCUCCAUGGAUGACGUGGUUGAGACACCGUUGAUUUGUGAAAAUUGUUCGCUCUCGAUGAAUGGUAGAAUUUUCCAGAUUGAUCUUAUUUGUUUACCACUUAAGAAGGUUGAUGUGGUUUUGGGGAUGGAUUGGAUCUCCGCCAAUUCGGUGUUUAUUGGAUGUGAAGAGAAGUUGAUUAUCAUUCCAUCUAGUGAAGCUACUCCAAAGGAUGUACUAACUACUAUCUUGGAAGGUACGGUUGGCAUGGUUAAUUUCUUAUUUGAGAAUGAAAAGUCAGUUCUCUUGGUUCUUACCAAGGAAUCUAGCGAUAAUCUGAGUGUUACGCAAAUUCCUAGCGUUUGUGAAUUUCCAAAAAUUUUCCCUGAGGAUGUCACCUCUCUUCCUCCUGAAAAGGAAGUGGAAUUCUCUAUGGAUCUGAUACCUGGGGCGGCUCCAAUCUCCAUUUCUGCGUAUCGCAUGGUGCCACUCAAGUUGAGAGAGUUGAAGAAUCAAUUGGAAGAGUUGUUAACCAAGCAUUUCAUCCGACCUAGUGUCUCACCAUGGGGAGCUCCAAUGUUAUUAGUAAAUAAGAAGGAUGGUAGUAUGUGGUUGUAUAUUGAUUAUCACCAGUUGAAUAAAGUUACCAUUAAGAACAAGUAUCCUCUGCCAAGGAUAGACGAUUUGUUAGAUCAGUUGAAAGGAGCCUGCAUGUUCUCGAAGAUUGAUCUACGAUCGAGCUAUCAUCAAAUAAGAGUUAAGAGUUCGGAUGUACCAAAGACCGCAUUUAGAACCCGAUAUGGCCAUUAUGAGUUCCUUGUAAUGUCGUUUGGUGUGAAGAAUGCUUCUGCUAUUUUCAUGGACUAUAUGAAUCAGAUAUUUCAACCUUACUUGGACCAGUUCCUGGUGAUCUUUAUUGAUGACAUUCUUAUUUAUUCUCGUACUCACCAAGAGCACAGAGAACACCUAAGUAUUGUUCUAUCCGUACUGCAAGAGAAGCAACUUUUUUCCAAGUUAAGUAAACGUGAAUUUUGGAUGAACGAAGUGAAGUUUCUUGGUCAUGUAAUAUCACAAGGAGGAGUGUCAGUGGAUCCAUCUAAAGUUGAAGCAGUCAUUAAUUGGGAAAGACCGAAGAAUGCUUCCGAAGUCAGGAGUUUCUUAGGUUUGGCAGGUUACUAUCGAAGGUUUAUAAAGGGGUUUUCGCAGAUAGCAUUACCAAUGACUAGACUUACCCGAAAGGAAAUUUCUUUUAAAUGGGAUUCAGGGUGUGAGAAGAGUUUUAUGAGUUUGAAGGAAAGGCUAACAACUGCUCCUGUUUUAGUCAUCCAUGAUCCUAGUAAGUCUUAUGAAGUAUUUUGUGAUGCCUCUAAGAAAGGAUUAGGAGGGGUGUUAAUGCAGAGUGGUCAGGUUGUAGCAUAUGCCUCUCGCCAGUUGAAGCCUCAUGAACAGAACUAUCUAACUCAUGAUCUUGAACUAGCUGCUGUUGUUUUUACAUUGAAGGACGGUGUGAUAAUAGGAAAUUUGAAUGUUAUUUCUAACCUAAGGAAAGAGAUCCGACAAGGACAAGUGAUAGAUGAAAAGUUGCAAGAGAUGUCGACUCAACCAGGUUUCGCUCAGUCACCGGAUGAGGUUAUUCUGUUUAAUCAAAGGAUUUGUGUUCCGAACGUUGCCGAGCUGAAAAGAAAAGUUUUGGAGGAAGCUCACAAAGGGGCGUUUACUGUAAAGAUUGAACAUCAGAAGCCAGGUGGUUUAUUGCGACCUUUAGAGAUUCCAGUUUGGAAAUGGGAUAAUAUUUCAAUGGAUUUUGCAGUGGGGUUACCUUGGACCCAAGGUGGUUAUGAUUCAAUUUGGGUGAUUGUGGAUCGGUUAACUAAGUCCGCGCACUUCUUGGCCGUGAAGACUACUUACAAGGCAAGUCACCUUGCACGGUUGUUCAUUUUAGAAAUUGUUAGGUUGCAUGGUGUUCCAACUAGCAUUGUGUCCGAUAGAGACCCAAAGUUUACUUCAAGUCAUCAUGCAAGUAUUGGGAUGGCUCCUUAUGAAGCCUUGUAUGGUUGGAAAUGUAGAACACCUCUAUGUUGGACGGAAGUUGGCGAAGAAAGGAUCUUAGGGUCAGAGAUUAUUCAAGAGACUACCAAAAAGAUACAGAUGGUCCGUGAUAAGAUGAAGAAAGCACAAGAUCGCCAAAAGAGCUAUGCGAAUCACAGGAGAAGACCAUUGGAAUUUGAUGAAGGUGAUCAUGUAUUUGUGAAGGUGACUUCGAGGUUGAGAUUGAAAGGACCGUUUAAGUCACGGAAGCUAAGUCCGAGAUACAUAGGACCAUACCAGAUUAUAGAGAGGAUUGGAGAAGUAGCCUACAGAUUAGCUUUAUCACCUUCUCUAUCAGAAAUGCAUGACGUUUUCCACGUAUCUCAACUUCGAAAGUUCAUUCCAGAUUCUCUUAAGCAUAUUCUUCCAGAUUCAAUAGAAGUAAAAGUAGAUCUGACUUUUGAACCUCUACCAAGUCGUAUUGCAGGACGAGAAGUUAAAAUAUUAAGGAAUAAGGAGAUUCCUCUUGUUAAGGUUUAG